GUUUGGAUCGGGAGGAGAAGCUGAUGGCGUUGGGGUCAAGAAACUUCUUCUUGUGCCCUAAAAAGUCAGCAACCGAAACUGGAGGUGGCGGUGACGCGGCGAUGCCGUCAACAUCCUGUUCAAAGCAAGCUGAAAAGGCGACCAAGAUUGGGCUACCUUGGCUCAAAUUCAUGGAUUUCUUACCUCGGAAUUAG
Messenger RNA from Ilex paraguariensis (yerba mate), 194 nucleotides. Lineage: Eukaryota; Viridiplantae; Streptophyta; Magnoliopsida; Aquifoliales; Aquifoliaceae. The record is from the annotation of a GenBank genome assembly.